GGGGCCCUCUGCUGAGAGAUCGAGAGGCAGCCGUUGUAAUUUAGCACGGAGGGGAAAGUUCAUCGGAGCUGUUGCAGUCCACUUGAACGACAUGACAGCGUUCACAGCGCACUGAAGCUCACACCUGAUCGAUCACAGGCUGGCAGUUCCGGGCACUGAGCGCCAUGCAGGGCCGGGCAGGAAAAGCCCCCAAACGGGAGAUGGUGAUAGAGUCACCACAGAAGUACAAGUGCUUGGCUGAGAUUGAAGCAGAGGUGGAAGCUGGUUCACAGGUGACCUCGGUCAAGCCCAAGGUCAUCGAGCCUCUGGACUAUGAGAGUGUGAUCAUACAAAGCAAAAUGCAGAUCAUUAGCGAUGGUCUGCGGGACAUGCUGCAGUUCCCUUUGGAUGACUUUCAGAUCCUCACUCUGAGGCGCCAAGGCCGGACUGUGUUCUCCACUGUGCCAGAAAAUGCAGAACAAGAAGCACGCUCGCUGUUUGUCCAAGAGUGCAUGAAAACAUAUCAAUCAGACUGGCAUGUGGUCAAUUACAAGUAUGAGGAAUAUUCUGGGGACUUCCGACAGCUUCCCAAUAAGGUGUUAAGGCCUGAGAAGCUGGUCACUCACCUGUUUGAGGUGGAUGAAGAUGUGGAAAAAGACGAGGACGCAGACUCGCUUGGAUCUCACAAGGGAGGAGUGUCGAAACACGGCUGGCUGUACAAGGGCAACGUCAACAGCGCAAUCAGUGUUACGAUGCGAUCCUUCAAAAGGAGAUACUUCCGUCUGGCUCAGCUUGGAGACGGAUCAUACAAUCUCAAUUUCUACAAGGACGAAAACACCUCCAAGGAACCCAAGGGAACCAUCUUCCUUGAUUCAUGCAUGGGGGUUGUUCAGAACAAUAAAGUCAGGAGGUUUGGCUUUGAGCUGAAGAUGCAAGAAAAGAGCACCUUCUUGCUGGCUGCAGAGAGUGAACUGGAGAUGGAGGAAUGGGUCAGUACGCUCAACAAAAUCCUCCAUAGCAACUUCGAACAGGCCGGACAGGAGAAACAUCACAGGGACUUACAAGAUGAUGAGGAUGACGGAAAAGCCGACCUCUCCUCUGAAACUUUUCAGGACAGUUUUCAGACGGCCAGAGAUAAUGAGUUUAAAAUGAGGAGCGAAGCCAGGCUGAAGUUGUUUUCACUGGACCCUGAUGCCCAGAGACUCGAUUUCACUCGCCUUGAGCCAGACGUGCGUCAAUUUGAGGAGAAAUUUGGCAAGAGGCUCUUGGUCAGCUGUCACGACUUGCUGUUCAACCUGCAGUGCUGCAUUGCGGAGGAUGGAGAAGGCCCAACAACCAACGCACGUGCUCUUAUAAAAGUCACAAAUCACCCUUGUCCACUGUCGGCUCCUGUCCAUUUUCAAAUUCAUCUCGAGCGAAGGGGCGAGGGGCCCUUUGGCAGCCGAAGGCUGGCCAGCGGUUUUCCAGAGGCAGCGCUCCAGUACCCCACGCAGGGGGUGUUUUCAGUCACCUGCCCCCAUCCUGAGAUCUUCCUGGUGGCGAGGAUUGAAAAGGUGCUCCAAGGGGGCAUCACCCAUUGUACUGAACCCUACAUGAAGAGCUCAGACUCCACAAAGAUGGCUCUUAGGGUGCUGAAGAACGCAAAGAUGGCCUGCAGCAGAUUGAGCCGGUACCGGAUGCCGUUCGCCUGGUCUGCAAGGCCUGUGUUCAAAGAUGCAUCGGGAACUUUGGACAAAAAUGCUCACUUUCCCGCGCUUUACCGUCAGGACAGCGGCAAGUUGUCCGAUGAGGACAUGUUCAAACUUCUCACUGACUUUAGAAAACCAGAGAAAAUGGCGAAACUUCCUGUGCUGUUAGGGAAUCUGGAUGUAACUCUUGAUUGCGUGGCCCCGGAUGUGACCAAUUGCCUCACUUCCUCCUACAUCCCUUUGAGGAACUUUGAAGUCAAUGGAUCAAGCGGCGCCGCUCUGGAGGUGGAGGAAUUUGUACCCUCCAUCGCCAAAUGCUCCCAACCCUUCACCGCCUAUAAAAACCAUCUUUAUGUCUAUCCAAAGCACCUCAAAUAUGACGGUCAGAAAUCGUUUGCUAAGGCCAGAAAUAUUGCAGUUUGCAUUGAAUUCAAGGAUUCUGACAAAGCGGGCGCUCAACCACUAAGGUGCAUCUAUGGCCAUCCUGGAAGUUCCCUAUUCAUCAAACAAGCUUACGCAGCUGUUUUGCACCACCACCAGAACCCUGAAUUCUACGACGAGAUAAAGAUAGAACUGCCAACUCAACUGCACCAAAAGCACCACCUGCUUUUUACCUUCUAUCACAUUAGCUGUGACAACAACAAGAAGAAGAAAGAUGUGGUGGAGACCCCAGUGGGCUCAGCAUGGUGGCCUCUGCUAAGAGAUGGUCGGGUCAACAUGAGUGAGCAGCAGCUACCCGUGGCUGCUCAUUUGCCCACGGGCUACCUCAGUUGCCAAGAUGCUGUCACGAAGCAAUCUGGCUCGGACAUCAAGUGGGUUGACGGAGGAAAGCCGCUGUUCAAAGUCUCAACGCAUCUCGUUUCCACAAUUUACACUCAGGAUCAACACUUGCACAAUUUCUUUCACCACUGUGAAAGCAUCCAAGUGUCAGAACAACCGUCAGAGGGCGGGCUGGUGAAAUUCCUGAAGAGUCUCCACGCCAUGGAAGGCCACGUCAUGGUGAACUUUCUUCCCACCAUCCUCAACCAGCUGUUUUGUGUCCUCACCGGGGCCUCGCAUGAAGAUGUCGCUGUCAACGUGACAAGGGUAAUGGUGCACAUUGUAGCGCAAUGCCACGAAGAGGGGCUUGAGCAUUACCUGAGGUCUUAUGUCAAGUUUGUCUUUAAACCAGAGCCUUAUUCCGCCAAUGGUGAAAGCAACAUUCAUGAGGAGCUGACAAAAGCCAUGACAGCAAUUCUGAAACCAUCCACUGAUUUCCUAACAAGCAACAAGCUGCUGAAGCAUUCUUGGUACUUCUUUGAAGCGUUGGUCAAAUCAAUGGCUCAUUAUCUCACAGAGAGUGGUCAAGUCAAGCUGUCAAGAAACCAACAUUUUUCCGCCUCCUUCUACCAUGCUGUUGAGAUCUUGGUCAACACGCUGAUACCUCACAUCACCCAGAAAUACAAGGACAACCUGGAUGCGGCGCGCAAUGCUAAUCACAGCCUGGCGGUUUUCAUUAAGCGCUGCUUCACCUUCAUGGACCGUGGAUUUGUGUUCAAGCAGAUCAAUAAUUACAUGAAUUGCUUUAUACCUGGCGACUCCAAGACUUUGUAUGAGUUUAAAUUUGAGUUCCUGAGGAUCGUGUGCAACCAUGAGCAUUACAUUCCUCUCAAUCUUCCCAUGCCGUUUGGAAAAGGACGCAUACACAGAUUCCAAGAGCUUCAACUGGACUAUUCAUUGACUGAUGACUUCUGUCGAAACCACUUCUUGGUGGGUCUGCUGCUGAGGGAGGUGGGCAGCGCCUUACGGGAGAUCCGAGAAAUUCAGCAGAUCGCCAUCCAGGUGCUGAAGCGGCUGAUGGUCAAACACGCAUUUGAUGAUCGCUAUGCCGCCAAAAGCCAUCAGGCCAGACUUGCCACUCUCUACCUGCCCUUGUUUGGCCUACUACAAGAAAACGCCCACAGGCUUGAAAGCAAGGAGUUUGUUCUUCCAAACCAGCACAAUAAACCACGAGAGGACUCACUGGCGGUGACCUCUCUGGUGACCCCUCAAAAGCAGAGCAUGUACAUUGACGGUGCUCUUCACAAAGAUGGUUUUGCAGCAACCUCUCCUCACAGUUCCACUCCCAACGUUGGUUCAGUUCGCCUUGCGGACUCCCGAGGCUCGCUGGUCUCCACCGACUCUGAGAGCAGCCUGCUGGAAAAGAAUUGCGACAGAGCACAGGCCCUGGAGAAGGACCACUGUGCUUCUAAUCUUCGCAGCGCUGUGCUGCGAUGUGAUAAAAUGGACCGAGAUGAGAGCAAAAACCUGCUCACGUGCUUUCUGCAUAUCCUCAAAAGCAUGUCAGAAGAUGCCCUUUAUGCAUACUGGCGCAAAGCAUCGUCCUUGGAGCUGAGGGACUUUUUUACACUGCUGGAAGUCUGCCUUCAUCAGUUUCGAUACAUGGGGAAGCGAGUCAUUGUCAGGAGUCAUGAAGCGGCAAUGCCUCUGGGUCCAGACCGAAAGUCCUUGACUCUGCCUGUGUCUCGUAACAGGGCGGGGAUCCUGCACGCCCGCUUACAACAGCUCGGGACAUUGGACAAUUCGCAUACGCUCAACAACAUUUACUCCCAUACAGAAGCGGAUGUGACCAGCCAAUGUUUGCUGGAGGCCAACGUGUCCACGGAGGUGUGUCUGACCGUGCUCGACACAUUGAGCAUUUUCAUCACGGGAUUUAAGAGCCAGCUGAUCUCAGAUCUUGGCCACAACCCACUGAUGAAGAAAGUAUUUGAGCUGCAUCUGUGCUUUCUGCAGAUCCCUCAGUCUGAGGCUGCUCUCAGGCAGGUCUUCAUCUCACUGAGGACUUUUAUCUUCAAGUUCCCCUGUACGUUCUUUGACGGCCGGGCCGACAUGUGCGCCUCCCUAUGCUACGAGAUCUUGAAGUGUUGCAACUCCAAGCUGAGCUCCCUCCGCAAUGCCGCCGCCCAUCUCCUUUACCUCCUCAUGAAGAGCAACUUUGACUACACCGGACGGAAAUCGUUUGUCAGAACCCAUCUGCAGGUGGUCAUCGCCGUCAGUCAACUGAUCGCCGAUGUGAUCGGCAUCGGGAGCACGCGUUUCCAGCAGUCUCUGUCUAUCAUUAACAACUGUGCAAACGGGGAUCAAAGCAUCAAGCACACUGCGUUCCCCUCAGAUGUGAAGGACCUGACCAAACGAAUCCGAACGGUGCUCAUGGCCACCGAGCAAAUGAAGGAGCACGAGAAUGACCCGGAGAUGUUGGUGGACCUCCAGUACAGUUUAGCCAAGUCGUACACGAGCACGCCAGAGCUCCGCAAGACCUGGUUGGACAGCAUGGCCCGGAUCCACAACAAGAAUGGCGACCUUUCAGAGGCAGCCAUUUGCUACGUGCACGUCGCAGCUCUGGUUGCUGAGUACUUGUGGAGGAAAGGAAUGUUCAGCCACGGCUGCUCGGCCUUUCGCGUCAUCACUCCAAACAUUGAUGAAGAGGCAGCCAUGAUGGAGGACGUCGGGAUGCAGGAUGUGCAUUUUAACGAGGAGGUACUGAUGGAGCUGUUGGAGGAGUGCGCCGAUGGUCUUUGGAAUGCAGAGCGCUAUGAGCUCAUCGCUGAUGUCUACAGGCUCAUCAUUCCCAUUCAUGAAAAACGUAGAGACUUUGAGAAACUGACGCACGUGUAUGAUACGCUCCACCGAGCCUACACUAAAGUUUUGGAGGUGAUGCAUACCGGCAAACGUCUGCUGGGCACAUACUUCAGAGUGGCCUUUUUUGGACAGGGCUUUUUCGAGGACGAAGAUGGCAAAGAAUACAUCUACAAGGAACCCAAGUUCACCCCCCUGUCUGAGAUUGCGCAGAGGCUGUUGAAGCUCUACUCGUACAAGUUCGGUCAAGAGAAUGUCAAGAUCAUCCAGGAGUCAGGAAAGGUGAACCCAAAGGACCUGGACUCCAAGUACGCCUACGUCCAAGUAACGCACGUCGUGCCCUACCUCGAUGACAAGGAGUCGGAGGAGAGGAAGACUGACUUUGAGCAAAGCCACAACAUCCGUCGUUUUGUUUUUGAGACGCCCUUUACGGUGUCGGGCAAGAAGCAGGGUGGCGUGGAGGAGCAGUGUAAACGGCGGACCAUUCUCACCACCACCCACUGUUUCCCCUACGUGAAGAAGCGCAUCGCCGUCAUGUAUCAACAUCAGAGUGACCUCAGCCCCAUCGAGGUCGCCAUCGACGAGAUGAGCACAAAAGUGGCCGAACUGCAACUGCUGUGCUCGGCCUCCGAGGUGGACAUGAUUCGGCUGCAGCUUAAACUGCAAGGCAGCGUCUGUGUUCAGGUCAACGCCGGUCCUCUCGCUUAUGCCAGAGCCUUCUUAGAUGACACCGGUGCGAAGAAAUACCCGGACAAUAAGGUCAAGCAACUCAAAGAGGUCUUCAGGCAUUUCGCGGAGGCCUGCGGCCAGGCACUCGCUGUAAACGAGCGCUUGAUUAAAGAGGAUCAGCAGGAGUAUCAUGAUGAAAUGAAGGCCAACUACCGGGAUCUGACUCGGGAGCUGUCAAACAUCAUGCACGAGCAGAUCAACCCCGUGAAUGAUGGCACCAGCGGCACUUUGUCCGACUCAAUGGGCAUCUUCAAUGCCAUUAGCGGCACACCCAACAAUGCUCCCAUUUUCUAACAUGGAUCUUUUCACGUCCAACUCCAAGGUUUUCACAUCUUUGUCAGUUGCCAUUCGGCCACCUCUCCACUCAAGUCGCUAAACAAGUGGCCGGCGCAUUGAGCCAGCAUCCGUUCUCAUUUCUACCCAUUGCACUCGCCUGCUGUGAUCAGUCUCUGCUUGUCUUGUUUCCCGUGGAGACAGCAGUGAAUAGGUAUUGACAUUCGCGUUUUGAAAUUUUCAUCUGCCCGCCAUAGAGUUUAGCCUUGUGUCUAUCAUUCUAGAUCAUUAUAUACAGCGCACAUUUCAGAAGCCUCUUGCCUGUAUUCGUCUCGCGUAUACUGUCUAUCCGAUCUGUCUCUGGCACCGAACAACUGCAGUCUUUUUCCAGCCUCAAAGAAUUAUUACUCGGUGUUCGACUAAUGCUGAGGAAAUGAUCACAAGCUACACAAAAACAGUGAGGCCUUGAGAUACGAAUGGCUUAGUUUUAGUUUUUUUUUUUUUUUUAAUCUAAACCGUUUUUCUGCUUUUUGCUUUGACUUGCGAGCAACAAGUAGACCAAUUAUAAAACUAACUCAUAGUCAUAUAUUCUUUAUCCUCUACGACUAAUAUUACCUCAUUUUACUUCAUGACGGUCUCCCUUUAUAUCCGUAUGUCUGCAUGACACUGCCCCCAGGUGGGCAAGUAGUGCACAGCAGCAGGCGCAACACAAUUUAUUCUGGAUUGAAGGUACAAUUUUUCUGAUCAAAAGCAUCUCGCGCUUGUGUUUUGAGGUACAAUGUGGUCACGGAACGAGUUAAACUUGUAUCUCAAGCUGCCGCUAUAUCCUGUUUUGUGUAUUCGCUAUAUCCUGUUUAGUACUCCAGGGAUACACAGAGUUGCCAAAAACUUUUGCUCCGCAACACAAGAGUGUGGCAGCUUGUCAUGGGCAGGUUAGUUUCUAUAUAGCUGAUGAUGUCGUUUAUAAUACGUGUCAGACAUCUUUGGCAUUUGUACAUAUCUUUCGUUUUAAUGAUAUGUGAAAUGAUGAUACAGUAUGUGGGGAAACAUGCAUUUUCCAAUAAAGUGUUUUGCAAGUGAA
This is a messenger RNA of Hippocampus comes (tiger tail seahorse), 7365 nucleotides long. RefSeq names its product dedicator of cytokinesis protein 9-like. The record is from RefSeq and is a predicted model, not a curated record. NCBI's taxonomy places the organism in Eukaryota, Metazoa, Chordata, Actinopteri, Syngnathiformes, Syngnathidae. Gene Ontology annotation, biological process: positive regulation of GTPase activity; small GTPase-mediated signal transduction. Gene Ontology annotation, molecular function: guanyl-nucleotide exchange factor activity.